AUGAUUAUGAUGGUAUCAGAAGAGUCCGCAAUGUUUUGGAUAAAUAUGGAAAGCAGAAAUCAAGCAAGCCGAAGAAGUGCAGAUUCGACAAAUCUCCCAGGUGAUGCUGUCAGGUCAAUCGAAAGGCAAUCGUCCUCGGAGCAGCCAAGUGAAGAUGGUGACAACGCUGCAUCUUUGUCUGGAUCUGUCAUCACCGAUGACGCUUCUGGAGCUAUUGAACGACAGAGCUCUCGCUCCAUAACACCGAUGAGCACACAAUCCAGCGGAGUUGAUCGUCUCACAGAAUUACUCGAGAAACUAAACAGUUUCGGACAGCGUCCCACACCUGAGCAAAAGUAUAACAGGUUUAUUGCUGAGAGACGAGAAUUGCGCGAUCGAGAAAUUGCACUGCAAGAGGAAGUGCGGAUUCGAGGUCUAGCUCGACUAGCGUCACGAGAGCAGAUCGAGGAACAGGCGCGUCGACGGCUCGAGCUCAUAGGAAUACGACCUCCCGCGCCAAAGCCUAAAGUCAAGGACGAAUUUCCACGUCAGUUGUUUUCUUCUACAGCAAUACUAUUUGAAUAG
Messenger RNA from Ostertagia ostertagi, 564 nucleotides. NCBI's taxonomy places the organism in Eukaryota, Metazoa, Nematoda, Chromadorea, Rhabditida, Trichostrongylidae. The record is from the annotation of a GenBank genome assembly.